AUGUCUGCUUUGAGGAGGAAAUUCGGUGAGGAGUACCACGUUGUCACCACCACUGUAGGAGGUGGGUUCUUCCCUUCCGUUAAAAGGAAACGGCAGAGGUUUGUAGACAAGAAUGGCCGGUGCAAUGUCCAGCAUGGGAACCUAGGAGGAGAGACCAGCAGAUACUUGUCCGACCUCUUCACCACCUUGGUGGACCUGAAAUGGAGGUGGAAUCUGCUGAUCUUCAUCCUCACCUAUACCGUGGCGUGGCUGGUGAUGGCUUCCAUGUGGUGGAUCAUUGCCUACAUCCGAGGGGAUCUAAACAGGGCUCAUGAUGACACCUACACCCCAUGUGUGGCCAAUGUCUAUAACUUCCCCUCAGCCUUCCUCUUCUUCAUAGAGACAGAGGCCACCAUCGGAUAUGGCUUCAGGUACAUCACUGAGAAGUGUCCUGAGGGCAUCAUCCUCUUCUUGUUCCAGUCUCUGCUGGGCUCCAUUGUGGAUGCUUUCCUCAUAGGCUGCAUGUUCAUCAAGAUGUCACAACCCAAGAAGAGAGCUGAGACCCUCAUGUUUAGCCAGAAUGCGGUCAUCUCCCAGCGUGAUGGCAAGUUGUGUCUGAUGUUCAGAGUGGGCAACCUCAGGAACAGUCAUAUGGUGUCUGCACAGAUCAGGUGCAAACUCAUCAAGGUAAGGAGGAACACACAAACAGUCGGGGGACAACCCUUUAUUACUCCCGGGGUACCUCAAAUGUCAUUGUUUGUACGUUCAACACUGGUAUUCACUUGUGUUCAAGGAGGUGCAGGGAUCACCUAG
Molecule: messenger RNA, 792 nt
Organism: Staurois parvus
Lineage: Eukaryota; Metazoa; Chordata; Amphibia; Anura; Ranidae
Source: the annotation of a GenBank genome assembly